Messenger RNA from Pangasianodon hypophthalmus (striped catfish), 1547 nucleotides. RefSeq lists its product as uncharacterized. The record is from RefSeq and is a predicted model, not a curated record. Gene Ontology annotation, cellular component: membrane. The transcript is spliced from 4 exons. NCBI's taxonomy places the organism in Eukaryota, Metazoa, Chordata, Actinopteri, Siluriformes, Pangasiidae. Bases 152 to 1030 code for a protein of 292 amino acids.
UUCUCCAGGUGUGAAUCUCAGCACGUGACCGAGACUCAGAAGCGGUCUCGGGGUUUUCACGGAAGGCAGCAGAGCGAAAUUCCUCCAACAUAAACCUGGAGUUUUGGGAUUAUAACACGAAACAAAUGACCGUAUCAUCGUCAUAGCUACUAUGAGUGAGGCCAGAAGCCACCGAGAGCGCAGGGAGAGACACGGAGGGGGCUACAGAGAGAGUCAACAACAGCAACAACGGACGCGACCAUCCUCCAGCAGCAGACCAUCUACUAGGACCCAGUACAGCAGCAGAAACCAGUCAUCCCAUUCCCAGUAUGGGAGAAGGUCAACUUCAGAAGAAGUGCAUGGAUCGAAGUGUGCACACAUUUGCUCCAGGAGGGGUGUUGUGCUGAUGUGCGCAUUUCUGAGCAACCUGUUGGUGUUGUUCUGUGUCGUGGCCGCUUACGUGACGCUGUCAGGCAUGUCGGCUACGAAUUUUGGAGGUGGAAGUUUCGUCGACGUUGUCAUCCCGUUUGAAGGGACAGAGCUUCAGAAGGUGCGAGACCUUGACAUGCAGUUUUCACAAAUGAGAGCUCCUGGAAUCUAUGGCGGCCUGGCUUUCAGCAUCACCUUCGGCGUGCUCUCGCUCUUUUUUGUCAUGUCGGGCAACAAACCUGCCCAUGUGCUUUCACGGAAGCUCCUGAUUGGUCAGUUUGCAUUCCAGCUGAUUGGAGCAGUGGCGUAUGUCACUGCAGUGGGCCUGUAUCUACAUUUUGUGAUCAAGGUGAACUCGACGGAUGUGUGUUUAACGCGUGAACGACUUUACGCACGUAACGGACUGACUUGGAUGAACUGUAAUGUGAGUGGUGCAGAUGCAGCUGUGGCACUGUUUGGCAUCAUAACGGCCAUUUUAUAUGCCGUGGGAGCCUUUUUUACUAUUAGAACAAUUCAACAUGUGAACCAGUACAAUAAGGAGCGUGUCCGUUAUGAAGCAGAGAGACCUAAACGACCACACAAUACCCAUGACAGUAGCCGCCAGUCAGGCAUCUCCAUCUGAGCUUCAGAUCAAAAAUGACACUAGAUAGAUAUAAUGUUUUGUUGUUGUUUUUAACAUUUUAUAACAACCGUACGAUGAACUGAUUAAGCACAGUGUAGUAAUAUCUUUUCUUAACAAUCUACUUCUAUAAGCUGCAUUUGUCUAGACAAAAACUGUGAAUCAGUAAAUAAGUGUAUUAAAAAUGUAAAUAUGUUAAAGUAAAUGCUAAUUUUUAAAAUUUAUGUUCAUUAGAUCUUAAAUUCUUUUUGUUAUUAAGAAUUCUGCUGGGUUGCUUUAUACCCUUUUAAUGUCGCAGCCAGCAGGAGGCAGCACACACUUGUUGUUCACACUGGUUUGAAUACUUAAAUGUUUUUAUUUUUUCAACCUGAUGUCUAGCCAUGACUGCCUAAUUAUCUAUCUUAUAGUAGGGAUUCUUAAACUUCUUGCAGCCAGGGACCCUUUCACGUGUUAAAUAAAUUAAUACAAUCAAUUAAACAGUAUAACAAUGAAUAAAUAUAGUUUUAUGAACAUAAUCCAA